Messenger RNA from Heterobilharzia americana, 237 nucleotides. The record is from the annotation of a GenBank genome assembly. NCBI's taxonomy places the organism in Eukaryota, Metazoa, Platyhelminthes, Trematoda, Strigeidida, Schistosomatidae.
AUGCUGGCUGGGGCAGAUCGUACGGAUUGUGGUGGUGGUGGUGGUGGUGGUGAUACAAGUGAUUAUGAUAUCUGGCAGACUAAUAUAAAUUUAUCAGGUGAAUUAGAGACAAUACGAAAGUUUUCAUCAUCAUUUAUCAAUAAUAAUAAUAAUAAUAGUCGAAAUGAAUUGGGAUCUAUUCCCAGUAGUAAUUCAGCCUCUUUGAUUGUCCCGACAUCUAGUUACAAAUCAUACUAG